Molecule: messenger RNA, 1162 nt
Organism: Lymnaea stagnalis (great pond snail)
Lineage: Eukaryota; Metazoa; Mollusca; Gastropoda; Lymnaeidae
Source: the annotation of a GenBank genome assembly
GGUGAACCAAUUCCUAAGCACUGGGAGUUCAUGUCUCUUGAUGAACCAUUCAAGCUUGUCAGUCUGGCAAUAGAUUCUGAUGAAUAUAAAGAGGUUUCUGCAUAUUACAGAUUUCAUGGAGCGGCAGGGAAUAUUCAUAAUGUAAAAAAAAAACAACAUGAUUUUAUGCAUAAAUCAAUCUAUGUUUACAAAAAAAAUUUAAUUAAAUAACACAAAAUUAAUCUUGUUCUGUAAAACAUUAAGUAUAAUUUUUGUAUAAAGGCACAGCUAAUUUUAGUUCUUUGAUAAGAUUGUUAUUUUAAGUUAAUAACUUAACUUCGUGUGUUUCAUUGUAAGUAUUUACGAAUGUGAAAUCAAUCAUUUGUUUUUGAACAGUGUAAGUAAUAUCUAUUUAUAACCUACUUCAUUUUACAAAAUACAUUAAAUAUAUUCAAAUUAAAUAACAAAAUUUGAAAUGUAUUCAUUUGUUAGAGAUAACAAAUUGCUAGCAAUCUUUGCCAAUAUUCAUUUAUUUUUAAAUUACAGAUUGAACGUGUCCAAAACAGAGCUUUGUAUCAACAAUUCAUAGCCAAAAAGAGGGAAAUUGAUUUCAGGAAUCCAAGCAAUAAAAAUGAAGUACCCCUAUUCCAUGGUUCAGAUUUCACAGCUGUAAAUGACAUCAAUAAAACUGGUUUUAAUAGAAGCUAUUGUGGAAAAAAUGGUAAUUUUUGUAACAUGGAUAUUAUUUGAAUUGCAAUUUAAAAUACAGAAAUUAUUAUUAGCAUUAUUCUUUCAUCUCAACAUAAAAAAAAUGAAUGUAUGAGAAAUUGUGAAAGCGUUAAGGUCUUUUAAUUUUGAAAAAAUUAAUUCAUUUUUUUCAGCGACUGUAUUUGGACUAGGUGUGUACUUUGCACAGUCAUCUGCAUACUCUGAACAAUACGCUUCACCUGAUGCCAAUGGAUUGCGUAAGCUGUAUCAAGCUCGUGUACUGGUUGGUGUUUCGGUUAUAACUGAUUCUAACACCAAGUAUUUACCCAAACAGCCUGGGUCUGACAUCCCAUAUGACUCGGGCAGAGCACCUGCCAGCAGAACAGAAGGCAUCCAUAUAAUAUUUCAUGACAGCCAAGCCUACCCAGAAUACAUCAUCACAUUUUCUCUGCCUAUGGGUCAUGUUGCCCCUUGA